UGGUUAGUCAUGUUCGAGGGAGUGCAGAGAGCGCCACGUUUUAUGGAUAAUAAAUAGGCGUUGAGAUACUUCCCUCGGGGAUUUCGGUCAUAGUCAGUCGCAUGUAUGGACGAUAUUCAGCUUUCCAAUCUCGCAUACGCGAUCAAUGUGUACUCUUACUUCUUUGCUUCCCUCAUCUUUGAAUCUAGUAGUAGUAGUAGUAUAAUCAGGCAAUUUAUGGAAUGUACACGUAGAACAGAUUUCAUUUUACUCCUCAUAAUAAAGCAUGACCGCAUUUUACGCAUUCGCCGGAAUUGGCAGAGUAGUAACGUUACGUUGAUCCGCGUUCGGGAGGUGGCAGAAUGAGAUUGGGAGAUUGAGUGUAUUAUGCCUGACCCAUGAAGAUGGCGCAUCAAUGAAAUCCGAUAGAGAUAG
This is a messenger RNA of Guyanagaster necrorhizus, 414 nucleotides long. RefSeq lists its product as uncharacterized. NCBI's taxonomy places the organism in Eukaryota, Fungi, Basidiomycota, Agaricomycetes, Agaricales, Physalacriaceae. The record is from RefSeq and is a predicted model, not a curated record. The transcript has a single exon. Bases 106 to 345 code for a protein of 79 amino acids.